Molecule: messenger RNA, 4953 nt
Organism: Passer montanus (Eurasian tree sparrow)
Lineage: Eukaryota; Metazoa; Chordata; Aves; Passeriformes; Passeridae
Gene: CMIP
Product: c-Maf inducing protein
Exons: 21
Coding region: 722-3040 (772 amino acids)
Cellular component (GO): cytosol; nucleoplasm
Source: RefSeq, a predicted model, not a curated record
CGGCAGAGGGGCUGUGUCGGCAGCGCCCGCCGCUCCCGCCGCCUCCUCCUCCUCCUGCUGCUGCUGCCGCGGCGGCGGCGGCGCGCGUGGGGACCCGCACACACAGACACGCACACACAGAGGCAGGCACGCUCGCACACGCACUCACACCCGCUCCCACGGGCGCGCACCCGCACCCACAUACAGACAGACAUACAUGCACGCGCGCCGCCGCACGCUCCCGCGCACACGCCCCGGGGGGAAGGAAGGAGCCGCUGCCGGACGCCCCGCAGCCCCCGCCGCCGCCGCCGCCAGGAGCCCCCCGCGCCGCCACCGCCGCCACCACCGCCGGCUUUUGUCCGCCGCCCCCGCGGGAGCCGACCCUCCGCUCGGCCGGCGCCCGCCCGGCAGCAUGGACGCGGCGCUGUGACCCGCCGGGGGCGGAUUGGGAAGUUUGAAUAAGGAUUUUAUCGCUUCCCUUUCCCCCUGCUCCCCUCGGUGCGGCUCAGCCCCUACCCCCAUCUUCCCCGACAGCUUUUGUUGUUUUGUUUUUAUUUUUUUCUUCAGCGUGCAAUUUUUAUUAUUAUUUUUUUUUAAUCUGCCGCGUGGGGUUGGAUUUUUUUUUUUUUGUUACAGUUUUUAUUUUGAAUUUUAUCUUUGGUUGUACCCGUCUCUACCCGCCGUAGAGACCGGUCCCCGCGGGCGGCCGAGCGCCACCCCCGACCCGGCCCGCGGGGCUGCCAUGGAUCGCACCGGCGGCUCCGGCGGGGGCAGCGACCGCAGGCAGCCCGAGGAGAGCAAGCCGCUGCUGGGCGAGAUGUCCGCUCCCGAGGGGAAUAAAAUGGGUGCCGCGCCGUGCCGGAGAGCCCUGCUCCACUGCAACGGCAUGAGGUACAAGCUGCUGCAGGAGGGGGACAUCCAGGUGUGUGUCAUCCGGCACCCCCGGACGUUUCUCAGCAAGAUCCUCACCUCCAAGUUCCUGCGGCGGUGGGAGCCGCACCACUUGACCCUGGCGGACAACAGCGUCGCCUCGGCCACGCCAACUGGGUACAUGGAAAACUCCAUUUCCUACAGUGCUAUUGAAGAUGUUCAACUGCUCUCCUGGGAGAAUGCCCCUAAGUACUGUUUACAGCUCACAAUCCCGGGGGGUACUGUCCUACUGCAGGCUGCAAACAGUUACCUGAGGGAUCAGUGGUUCCAUUCUUUGCAGUGGAAGAAGAAGAUUUACAAGUACAAGAAGGUGCUGAGUAACCCCAGCCGCUGGGAAGUGGUGCUGAAGGAGAUCCGGACGCUGGUGGACAUGGCGCUGACGUCCCCGCUGCAGGACGACUCCAUCCACCAGGCACCCCUGGAGAUCGUCUCCAAGCUGCUCUCAGAGAACAACAACUUAACCACUCAAGACCAUGAGAGCAUUAUUGUGGCAAUUGCACCUUUGCUGGAAAACAACCAUCCUCCUCCUGACCUCUGUGAAUUCUUCUGCAAGCACUGCCGAGAGCGCCCGCGGUCCAUGGUGGUGAUCGAGGUGUUCACCCCCGUGGUGCAGAGGAUCCUCAAACACAACAUGGAUUUUGGGAAGUGCCCUCGGUUGCGGCUCUUUACUCAGGAGUACAUUCUGUCUUUGAAUGAGCUGAAUGCUGGAAUGGAGGUGGUGAAGAAGUUUAUUCACAGCAUGCAUGGUCCAACAGGACAAUGCCCACAUCCCAGGGUCCUGCCAAAUCUUGUAGCUGUCUGCUUAGCUGCCAUUUAUUCCUGUUAUGAGGAAUUCAUCAACAGUCGGGACAACUCACCAAGCCUGAAGGAAAUUCGGAAUGGCUGCCAGCAGCAGUGUGACCGAAAGCCCAACCUCCCCCUCCGCCUUCUUCACACGAGUCCCGACCUGGUCUCUCAGGAGGCCACCUUGACUGAAUCCCGUCUCAAACCAGUUAUUGUCACUUCCAACGAGAUCCACGUGGAGGUGGAGCGCAACAACACGGCCAACCAGAAGAUGACAGCCGGCGUUGGCAACGACAGCGAGCCCAACCUCAUCGACUGCCUGAUGGUCAGCCCCACCUGCAGCACCAUGAGCAUCGAGCUGAGUGCCCAGGCAGACAGGAUCCUGGGCUGCUACGUGGAGAUCCUCAAGAUGCUGUCAGACUAUGAUGACUGGAGACCAGCCCUGGCCAGCUUGCUUCAGCCUAUCCCGUUUCCCAAGGAGGCUCUCGCACAUGAGAAAUUCACAAAGGAGCUGAAAUAUGUGAUUCAGAGAUUUGCAGAAGACCCGAGGCAAGAAGUCCACUCGUGUUUGCUGAGUGUGAGGGCUGGCAAGGACGGCUGGUUCCAGCUCUACAGCCCUGGGGGAGUGGCCUGUGAUGAUGAUGGAGAGCUCUUUGCCAGUAUGGUUCAUAUUUUAAUGGGAUCCUGCUAUAAAACAAAGAAAUUCCUGCUUUCACUGGCUGAAAAUAAAUUGGGACCUUGCAUGCUGCUGGCUUUGAGGGGUAACCAGACGAUGGUAGAGAUUUUGUGUUUGAUGCUGGAAUACAACAUCAUUGACAAUAAUGACACCCAGCUCCAGAUCAUCUCCACCCUGGAAAGCACAGACGUGGGAAAGAGAAUGUAUGAACAGCUGUGUGAGAGGCAGAGGGAGUUAAAGGAGCUGCAAAGAAAAGGUGGCCCCACAAGGUUAACACUGCCAUCCAAGUCCACAGAUGCAGACCUGGCCCGCCUGCUGAGCUCGGGAUCUUUUGGGAAUCUGGAAAACCUCAGCCUGGCCUUCACCAAUGUGACAAGUGCUUGUGCUGAGCACCUCAUCAAACUGCCUUCGCUCAAGCAGCUGAACCUGUGGUCAACUCAGUUCGGCGACGCGGGGCUGCGGCUGCUGUCCGAGCACCUCACCAUGCUGCAAGUGCUCAACCUGUGCGAGACCCCGGUGACGGACGCGGGGCUGCUGGCACUGAGCUCCAUGAAGAGCCUGUGUAGUUUAAAUAUGAACAGCACCAAACUUUCAGCAGAUACCUACGAAGAUCUCAAGGCUAAACUCCCCAACCUAAAGGAGGUGGACGUCCGCUACACCGAGGCCUGGUGAACUCUCCCUGCCUCCGACUCUUCUCUUUUGCUUCUUGUGAGAAGGAAAAGAUUUUUAAAAAAGACAGAUUGAAACAAACCAGAAAAUAACUUUUGGCCAAUUCCUGUAGAGCAGUGAGCCUGGGGACUUGGUGGCAGGAGUUGUGGUUGUGGGGUAGCAGAGUGGAGUUGUGUGUUUUGGGAGGAUGGGGCAAGCCUGGACCCCAUCAGAUUCUUUCAGCUUUGUGAUUUCAGAAUCAGCAUAAUUUAAAUUGAAAAGGAAGGAAACAAACAAAAAAAGAGGACUUUGUAGCAGCAAGAGGAUUAUAAAGAGGAAAAAAACACCUUUGUGGAUUUUAUUUGCCUUUGUGUUUUAUGCCGUGUGGAGAAAAAAAUAUAUAUUCCUUUGUCCUUACUUACUUGGGUUUCCUUGGCUGGCACCCAGCCAGCCAGAACUCCUGUUUCACCAGUUUUGCUCCAGAAAAUCAAACUUCAGAAAUCUCAAGAGAAGAAAACCAAAACCAAUAUGAUUUUCACCUCCCCUCAUGUCCUUGCAGUUGUUAUGCAAAGUAAUUUUGUUGUACAUAAGAUUUACAUAAUGCACCUAUUUAAGAAAAUGGUUCACAAAUAACAGGUCUGGGACCUGUCUUUUAUUUAUGAAUUGUUAAUUCUUUUACCCUUUUUUUGCGUAUAGUACUGUAUAAACUAGUUUGCUGUCUUGUUGUUAUUAUUAUUUUUUUUUAAGGAAAUGUCCUCCUUGAAGAAUUGCCUUUUAGUAAUGCAAACUGUAUUAUACUCCCUCUUUGUCAACAUUCAUCGCGUUGUCUUUUUGAUUUCAAAAUGCCUCAAAUGUUAUCAAAUAGGAAGGAAAAUCUUCAUCAAGGGGGGUGUGGUUGUUGGGGAAGGGGGUGCAGGGAUUAAUAAAAGUCACAAUUCCUUCCAAAGUCUGAAAAUUUUCUUUAGUCUUUUAAGCCAUGUCAGGUUCAAACAUGGGAGAUGGGGACAAGCCGUUUAUUUUGCCAAUGGGGUGUUUGCAAACUGUAGAUUUUACAAAUUGCCUCCGUUGUUUUCUGUUUACGUCCGAUAUUUCAAAACGAGAAAAAAAAGCUCUCCCUCCACUUUGUGCAUCAGCUUUUUCUGGUUUUUUUUUUCCCCCCCUCCCCUCAUUCCCUCCCCUGUCCCGUGCCCCCCUCCCUGCCCUGUCCUGUGCACGCAUUGUUCUGCAUGUUCCUCUGGGGAGACUGAGGAAAUCGCGGUGUUGCUGAUCCGAUAGCUCUGACCUGUCUGUAAAUGUGACUGCUACAUUUUUCAAAUUCCACAGUUGCUUAGAAGAUGAUUUUUUAAAAAUUGUGGUUUCUUUUAUAACUAUGCUGUUGACUUUUUUUUUUCAUAAUGAGCCUUCAUUGUACAGAGCUGCUUAUUUAAAAAAAAAAUCAAAAACACAACAAAAAGAAUUUUUUUCCUCUGUUUAACACUUUUAUUUUAUUCUUCAGCACCUCAAGGUUUCACAUACAGCCAAUGUAAUUUUUUAUAUGAAUAUAUAUAUAUAUAUUUAAUCUUAUUCAAUGGAAAGCCAAGCUUUUUUGUUCAGGUUUUGUUUUCUUUUUUUUAAGUUUGUUGCUAUGUAGACAACCCCAUCCCAAAUGAUGUUGUUUUUCUCUUUUUUUUUCUUUUUUUUUAAAUAAUGAAACAGAAAUUGAGUCUUAACUCAUGUAGUGUGUCAGGUUUUCUUUUCCCCCCUUCAAAUCCCACACUGUAUGAAGAUGCAGUAUGGGAAGGAAGAAGAAGAAGAAAAAAAAAAGAAGAAAAAAUAUGCCAACAUUUUCCUUAGCACUGUUGCUUUUACCAAUGGUUUACUACUACUGUUCUGUAGCUGUGUACAAAGAGAUGUGAAAUAAUUUCAGGCAAAAAUAAACUGUAAGUGAAUAUCUUUUA